Gasterosteus aculeatus aculeatus (three-spined stickleback) is the source of this 2896-nucleotide messenger RNA. It is a transcript of the gene grk1a, whose product is annotated as G protein-coupled receptor kinase 1 a. Gene Ontology annotation, cellular component: cytoplasm. The record is from RefSeq and is a predicted model, not a curated record. NCBI's taxonomy places the organism in Eukaryota, Metazoa, Chordata, Actinopteri, Perciformes, Gasterosteidae. Gene Ontology annotation, molecular function: rhodopsin kinase activity; ATP binding. Gene Ontology annotation, biological process: signal transduction; regulation of opsin-mediated signaling pathway; visual perception.
AUUUUAGCCGAGGCCGCUACGUACUUUCCUUUCAUUUAUCCGUCUCUCCCUCUCAGCUUCCUGUUAUUAGCAGCCCACUACCUGCAUAGCCACAUUCAUCCCUCCACCUGCUUUCUGUUCGCUCCUCUCCGUCACAUAUCAUCAGUGUGUGCUUUCACUAUAUGUUCCCUUGUCCUGCGCUCACCUGGGUGUGUGCAGGAUAAAGCAUUGCAGUGCUACAGGGUGGAUAAAUCCCUCUGGGGAAAGGUGAUGAGUCAGGUAGAUCCUCAUGUGUGUGAAAGGGACUCUCAUGCGUAACGACAGAGGGAAACACAGACCUCGCUGUGACCGUGUGCAGCGAGCGAGCAGUCGGAUGUACAGUAUCCUCUGCUUCUGAAGAGUUCAACGUGCACAUCACAUCUCGGCUCCUCAACUGCUUUCCUGUUCUCUGUGCCCUCUGGUCACCACCACUCAUGCAUCUUUGCUUCUUUGGCUUUUUGCGGCGCCUCACAUAUUUCUCUGUCGCUUUCCAACUGCGUCGCCAUGGACAUCGGCGGCCCGGCGACGGCGUUGGCCAACUCUGCCUACAUCUCAGCCCGCGGCACUUCGGAAGGCCCCGGCAACCCCGACUCCAACCGAGAGCGUAAGUACCACUCCCUUCUGAAGCUGCCUCACAUCUCAGUGUGUGAAGGCCUGCGGGAGACUUUGGAUUUGGGCUUCCACACAGUCUGUGUGGAGCAGCCCAUCGGCAAACGUCUCUUCCAGGAGUUCCUGGACUCCAACAAAGACUAUGGAGGCGCCUGCCGCCUGUGGAAGGAUGUUGAAGAAUACAACAUGGCCGAGGACGAGGGUCGCGCCGAGAAAGCGGGCAAGAUCUUGUCCCAGUACAUGGAGCCCGACGCCAAGUAUUUCUGCCCCUUCCUGCCAGAAAACGGCAUCACAAAGCUCAGAGGGAAACGCCAAGAGGCCGGGGACGAUCUAUUCAAGGAGACCAUGGACAGUGUGAUGGACUUUCUCCAGGAAGUGCCCUACACGUUCUUCCUGGAGAGCACGUACCUGAAAAGGUUUCUGCAGUGGAAGUGGUUGGAGAUGCAGCCCAUAGGUGAGGAUUGUUUUUUGGAUUUUCGUGUUUUGGGGAAGGGGGGCUUUGGGGAAGUGUCUGCCUGUCAGAUGAAGGCCACGGGGAAACUGUACGCCUGCAAAAAGCUCAAUAAGAAGAGGCUGAAGAAGAGAAAUGGCAACGAGGCGGCGAUGGUGGAGAAGCGGAUCCUGGCUCGAGUCCACAGCAGGUUCAUUGUCUCUUUGGCGUACGCCUUCCAGACAAAAACAGAGUUGUGUCUGGUCAUAACCAUCAUGAACGGAGGCGACCUGAGGUAUCACAUUUAUAACGUGGAUGAGAAGAACCCGGGGUUGGGCGAGCCGAGGGCCUGCUACUACGCUGCUCAGAUCAUUCAGGGCCUGGAGCAUCUCCACCAGAAGAGGAUCAUCUACCGAGACCUCAAACCAGAGAACGUGUUGCUGGAUAAUCAAGGUAACGUGCGUAUCUCUGACCUUGGUCUGGCCGUCGAGCUGGCUGAUGGUCAGUUCAAUAUCAAAGGUUACGCCGGGACUCCAGGGUUCAUGGCUCCUGAGCUGCUGAAGGGAGAACGGUACGACUUCUCCGUCGACUACUUCACUUUGGGGGUCACGCUGUAUGAGUUCAUGGCUGCUAAGGGACCUUUCAGGACCCGAGGAGAAAAGUUGGAGAAUAAGGUGGUGAAGAAGCGUAUUCUGAAGGAUCCAGUUUCGUAUCCACAGCGGUUCAGUGAGAACGCUCGGUCCAUCUGUGAGGGUCUUCUGUCCAAAGAGGUCGACAAGAGGCUCGGCUUCAAGAACGGGACAUGUGACGAGAUCAGGGCGCACGCCUUCUUCAGCGGGAUCAACUGGAGGAAACUCAACGCCGGGAUCGUCGACCCCCCCUUUUUGCCGGACUCCAAGACUGUUUACGCCAAGGACGUCUACGACGUCGGGGGCUUCUCCACGGUUAGAGGCGUGCAGCUCGAAGACAAGGACGAGGAUUUUUUUAAUGAGUUUGCCUCGGGGAGCAUCUCCAUCCCCUGGCAGGAGGAGAUGAUCGAGAUGGGGAUCUACGGCGAGCUCACGCUCUGGGGAGCAGACGGCGCUUCGCCCAAAGACCUUCGGCGGGAAUCGAUCCUGGAGCAGCCGGCCAAGUCUUCCACCUGCGCGCUGUCAUGACACCGCGAUGACCUAAGAAACACCCGGCUGAUAGUGGAAUAUUUUACAUGACUGCGAUCUAAUAGAUAAGGAGAACAUUCAGUGAGACACUUUUAAAGUGAAGCUGCUGCUGCCGCAAGACGUUGUUCAUUAGAGGAUCAUUUAAUGAUCAUUUAGGGGUUAAUGUCAGCUCCACAUGAUGUACGUGCAAAGAACUGAAGAGGGUCAUGAGGCUUCACUGAUGAGGCAAAUAUACAUAAUGUUGGCGUACCUUCGAAAAUAACAGAUGCUAUUGCUUCCCUGGUUGCCACGGCGAUUGGAGCACCAGGGCCAAAGGACUGAAAAGAUGUUUGGAUUGAGAGUAGAUUUUGCACAAAGCUACCGGCCAAACUCCUGUCUCAGAUUUUAAAACCAUCGGCAAAAUAUCAUUGUCAUGACAGAGAGGAGACUCUGCUAAACGCAUUGACGUUUGAGACUAUUAGGGCACCUGAAAUGCUCUUAUUAUUUAGGAUUUAUAGGUGGUACACACACAUGCUCUUUGUACGCUGUCAGGGAUUUUAUUGAAAGCUUUACAUUGCUUUCUGACCCAAAACCUUUAAACAUGUGAGUAUGACAAAGGAUUUCAUUCAUAUCAACUCUGACAUGAUCUCAGCACGGAAAAAGGACACCGUCUCCCACACGCUCACAGGGAGAAAAAAGAAGA